Messenger RNA from Telopea speciosissima, 2557 nucleotides. RefSeq names its product G-type lectin S-receptor-like serine/threonine-protein kinase LECRK3. The transcript has a single exon. The coding region runs from base 53 to 2440 and encodes 795 amino acids. Gene Ontology annotation, molecular function: ATP binding; protein serine/threonine kinase activity. Lineage: Eukaryota; Viridiplantae; Streptophyta; Magnoliopsida; Proteales; Proteaceae. Gene Ontology annotation, biological process: protein phosphorylation. The record is from RefSeq and is a predicted model, not a curated record.
AUCUUUCUUUUAAAAUUUUUUGAGGUCUCUUAGGCCUUUUCCCAAAUAGUUUAUGGCAAUGGCUUCUAAUGCUGUUUAUUCUCAUAUUCUCUUCCUCUCUUUUCUUCUUUUCCCCCUCUUGGCUUUCUCUCAAACUAAUGUGACCUUGGGUACGCAUCUCAUUGCUGGCGACGGAGGUUCUCCAUGGACUUCACCUUCCACUGACUUUGCCUUUGGGUUUCGCUCCCUUGAUACAGAUUCCUUCUUGCUCUGCAUCUGGUUCAAACAAAUACCAGAUCAAACUAUCGUUUGGUACGCCAAAGGUGGAAACCCAGCACCAAAAAAUUCCAAAAUUGAACUUACAACAGAUGGACAACUCUUGCUUACCGACCCCAAUGGCCAGCAGUUAUGGAAGGCUGAAAUCUCAAAUUCCAACGAUGUCGCUUACGCUGCCAUGCUCGAUAAUGGCAACUUCGUGGUUGAAAGUAAGGGUUUUGUUCACUUAUGGGAGAGCUUCAGCCUACCUACAGACACCAUGUUGCCUGGACAGAUACUGCAAGUGGGUGAAAGUCUUGAUUCUAAGCUGUCGAUUACUAACUACUCACGGGGAAGGUUUCAGCUCCAAUUACUCGAAGAUGGAACGCUCGUGCUCAAUCCGGUCUCCUUGCCGGCUUAUUUUCCUUACGCUCCAUACUUCUCUAUUGGGUCUAAUUCCGGUGAUAAUCGUUCAACUUUGGUCUUCAAUGAAUCAGGCCUUUUUUAUAUAGAGAGGAGCAAUGGAAGCAUUGUGGAUCUCUCACCAUCCGCCAUAUUCCCAAUUUCUGGUUUCUAUCACAGGGCGACCCUUGAUGUUCGUGGAGCAUUUUAUCUGUACGCUCAUCCAAGGCCUUCUCUUGGUGGUACUGAAGAGUGGUCCGCUGAGAAAUCAUUUCCUGAUAAUGUCUGUGACAUUACUGGGGAAUUUGGCAGCGGUGCUUGUGGGUAUAAUAGCUACUGUGGAGUUGCUAAUGGGAUGCCCAUCUGUGAAUGCCCACCUGAAUACACCUUAAAUGAUCCAAAUAACACUCUCAGUGGCUGCAAACCAAAAAUCCCACUUGUAUGUGAAGAAGGUGAAUCUGGUUCCCUUGAGAGUCUGUUUGAUUUCAGGGAGCUAGGUGGCACGAAUUGGCCAUUUGGUGAUUACGAAAGGAUUGCGCCCGUUAGUGAACAGGAGUGCAAGGAAUCUUGCUUGAAGGAUUGUUACUGUGCAGUUCUUAUAUUUAGUAACUCCACAUGCUGGAAGAAGAGGCUUCCAGUCUCCAAUGGGAGGUUGAGCGUAACUGACACCGGAAAGGCUCUGUUCAAAAUAAGCCUUGCAAGUUCUGUAACUUCUCCAAGUUCUUCAAGCACGAAGAAGAAAGAUCGAACAAUAGCUAUCCUGGUUGGAUCAUUGGGUGGUUCUCUAUUUAUCAACUUUGUAUUGUUGGCUGCAAUUUGUCUGACUGCUUUCGUUGCUUACCAAAGAAGAUCAAAAAACAGUAAGCAAGAUUCAAGCAUUUCAGAGACCAAUCUGCGUUCAUUUACAUACAAAGAACUUGAAGAAGCAACAAAUGGGUUCAAGGAAGAAUUGGGAAAGGGUGCUUUUGGCAUUGUUUACAAAGGUCUCUACCCAUUAGGCUCUAAAAAUCUGGUUGCAGUCAAGAGGCUAGACAAGGUGGUUCAAGAAGGUGAGAAGGAAUUCAAAACAGAGGUAAGUGUCAUCGGCCAGACCCACCACAAGAAUUUAGUUCGAUUGUUUGGAUUUUGUGAGGAAGGGCCACACAGGCUUUUGGUAUACGAGUUCAUGAGUAAUGGCUCUUUGGCAAACUUUAUCUUUGGACUCUCAAGGCCUCAUUGGGACCAAAGAAUCCAGAUUGCAAUCGGGAUCGCAAGAGGGCUUGCGUACUUGCACGAAGAAUGCAGUACCCAGAUCAUCCAUUGUGAUAUAAAGCCUCAGAACAUACUUCUAGACGAUUUUGUUAGGCCAAGGAUUUCUGAUUUUGGAUUAGCAAAGCUGUUGAUGCCUGACCAAGUCUUAACUCAAACAGGCAUUAGAGGGACCAAAGGGUAUGUGGCUCCAGAGUGGUUCCGGAGUAUGCCGAUCACAGCGAAGGUGGAUGUUUAUAGCUUUGGUGUGAUGUUGUUAGAGAUUAUCUCUUGUAGGAAGAGUGUGGAGUCAGCAUGGGGUGGAGAAGACAAAGCAAUAUUAACAGACUGGGCUUAUGACUGCUACAGAGAAGGUACACUUGAAGAGUUGGUGGAGAAGGAUGAGGAGGCCACAAGGGAUGGGAAGAGGCUACUGACUUUGGUGAUGAUAGCAAUUUGGUGUAUUCAAGAGGAUCCGUCUCUGAGGCCUACAAUGAAGAAGGUGUCACAGAUGCUUGAAGGAGCUGUCGAUGUUCCCUGUCCACCAUGCCCUUUCCCCUUCACCUCUUACAGUUAAUCUCUCUCUCUGUGUUGUUUCCAUUGAUUUACAGCAUUGGAAUUGGCACUCCAAUUUUCUGCUUCAAACACUACAUUACAGCUUUUAUUUCAGCCUUGAACAAUAAAGAUGGUUGUU